UGUGGGUGGUGAGGUACGAGACUGAGGGGGAGAGAGGAGGGGGAGGCAAUCAGCUCAGCACCUCUCCUCCACCAGUGGAGGAGAAGCGCAGCGGGACCGGCCCGGGAGAAGACGCUCACCCUCGUAACGCGCAGUCGAAGACGCGCUGAGGACCGUCCAGGUCAACGUGUAGAGGUCAAAAGGGAGCUGCUGCUGCUGAGGGGGGGACCGGGUUGGUCCCCUCCGUGCGGUCCGGUCCUGGGAGGAAGAGGUGAGAGGAGAAGAAAGGCUCCACCGGAGAAAGAGGGGGGUUGGCUCCCCAAGUCCCGCUUCUGCUGAGAGUCCCGCAACCUUUCCAUCACCAUGGGGGAAUGGACCAUUUUGGAGAGGCUGCUGGAGGCGGCUGUCCAGCAGCACUCGACCAUGAUUGGAAGGUGGCCAGAAAAAGGAGACCAAAGAGAUGUCCGUGUUGCUCUGUUUCUGCUGGAUUUGAUCCUGCUGACAGUGGUGGUGAUCUUCCGUAUUCUAAUAGUAGGCAUAGUGGGGGAGAAGGUGUACGAGGACGAGCAAAUCAUGUUCAUCUGUAACACCAUGCAGCCCGGCUGCAACCAGGCUUGUUACGACAAGGCCUUCCCCAUCUCGCACAUCCGCUACUGGGUCUUUCAGAUAAUCCUGGUGUGCACGCCGAGCCUGUGCUUCAUCACAUAUUCUGUUCACCAGUCGGCUAAAGCGCGCGACCGAAGCUACUCUCUCCUGCAUCCUUACAUGGACAGCCACGGCCACGGUGGCCACCACGGGCGCCAUCACGACCAUCACGCUCGCAAGCUUCACUCUCGCAACAUCAACGGCAUUCUGGUGCACCCUGACAGCAGCAAGGAGGAUCACGACUGCUUGGAGGUCAAGGAGAUCCCCAACGGACCGCGGGGACUCCCGCAAACACACAAGAACGCCAAAGUGCGCCGGCAGGAAGGCAUCUCCCGUUUCUACGUCAUCCAGGUGGUGUUCCGCAACGCCCUGGAGAUCGGCUUCCUGGCCGGCCAGUACUUCCUGUACGGUUUCAAUGUGCCAGGGAUGUUUGAGUGUGAUCGCUACCCGUGCGUGAAGGAGGUGGAGUGCUACGUGUCUCGUCCCACGGAAAAGACCGUGUUUCUGGUCUUUAUGUUUGCAGUAAGCGGCGUUUGCGUGCUGCUCAACCUGGCUGAGCUCAACCACCUUGGCUGGAGGAAGAUAAAGACGGCCAUCCGAGGGGUGCAGGCCCGAAGGAAGUCAAUCUGUGAAGUCCGCAAGAAGGAUGUUUCACACCUGUCCCAGACCCCAAACCUGGGCAGGACCCAGUCUAGUGAGUCAGCCUACGUCUGACAGAGGCUCCCCUGCCUGGGGGCUCGAGGACCUCUUACAUUUUGGAGAAGAGUUUUCCCCUGGCCCAGAACCCCCGAUCAUUAGGGCACAAGAUCACCACUGCAUUAUUAUUCAGGAGCACAGACGGACUCUGUGUAGUCGUGACGAAGCAUCAAUUCAUUCAAGUAGAGUCUUUGACACUUCAGGAAGAAAGGACCGCCGUCCUAAAAAGGCUCCUGUCUUGCUGCAACAGAGGAUACACACAAAUCUUACAUGAUGCCUAGGUGACACUAGGGGCCUUCAAAGAACCCAACAGACAAAAAUGAGCAAUUGUUAAUGAUAUUAAAAUACUGUAAAAAUAGUUUGAGGUUGAGGUCUUUUGAAGUUCUUCAUUAUUUGCCUUGGCUGUAGGUCAGAAAUAAUCCCCUUAUUUUCUAAUUAUGUGCAUAUGCAAAUGCUUAAGCGUGUGCAUGCAUACGCAUGUGAGUGGGGGAAGAAAAGCCAACGUCUGAUUUAAGUCAGAAAAUUCAAUGUUGAGCUAAUCUGAGCUUGUGGGUGAAAGAUACUGUUAUUUGUCCAUGAUCUUGGAGUGAUGUCACUCGAUGGACAAACGAGCACCUUUCAAAUCAUGUUGUCAGGAAUUCCCACAGAGUGAAACACAAAAACCAACAGCACUAAAGCUUUCAGCGGAAACUGGAACACAGUAUUUGUUGUCAGUGUACCAGGCUUUUUUUUCUUAAAAAUCACUGCUUUUUGUUCAUAUUCUUAGCUGCCAAUCAUACGGCAGACUGACAUGCCUGGGAGCUUUUGUUUAAAGUGAGACACAUGGUGCAUUGAAGAUGAGUUAGAUUAACUUUUCAACACUUUGUCACGCACCACAAUGCUCUCCAUGCCAGCGAGGCGCACUGUUUACUACCACAACCAACUGAAAACAGUCAAGAAAAGUGUGCCGGCGUUUCCAUUUUGGCUCAUUAAGUCUGUCUCUGUCUAAGGGGCUGAAUGGAGUUAUAUAAAAACUUUUUCAGUUCAACAAGAGAAACUAUUGUAGUCACAAAUAUUUUAACAUGUAACCUCAAGCUUUUUUUCACAAGCUGAAUUGGUGCCAUAUUUCAAAGUAUGUGUACAUAGAUAAAAUGUAUGAAUUACACUUUGCCUUUUUCCCUAUGCGAUGUAGUUGGGCUUCACUGAUGAGGAGCAGGGGUUUGGGUGGUAAUGAAGAUUAAUCAUAUAUUGCCAGCUUUAACAAUAUGUAUUAAUAAUGUGCCCUUUGUUAAGCCUUUGCCCUCUAAUGGAGACUAUAUGUUCCAAAAAGUGUCCCCUCCCCAGACCCUGCGCCCCUAUGGACUUUGAAAAAGGCAUGUUACCGAAGCAUUAAUAGAAUGGAUAGAUUAUGACAUGUAACUUAAAAAGAUACUGUUUUAUUUAUUUGCAUCCUGCUCCUGUGAAAUGUUAUACUCAGCAUGCAUGAAGAUGAAAACUAUAAAGAGAUAUGAAAAUAGAAUCCCAUUUGUGGGAAUAUUGAAAGUGAAUAUAUGAAAGGCUCCAGAACUGCAGCAAUAAUAUUAUAAAGUAUGUGAAAAAGACAUGUGAAUAAAUUAUUAUGCAAACAGA
Molecule: messenger RNA, 2928 nt
Organism: Pungitius pungitius (ninespine stickleback)
Lineage: Eukaryota; Metazoa; Chordata; Actinopteri; Perciformes; Gasterosteidae
Gene: gjd1a
Product: gap junction protein delta 1a
Exons: 3
Coding region: 343-1338 (331 amino acids)
Biological process (GO): cell-cell signaling
Cellular component (GO): connexin complex
Molecular function (GO): gap junction channel activity
Source: RefSeq, a predicted model, not a curated record